Messenger RNA from Populus nigra (black poplar), 1212 nucleotides. Its product is annotated as NAC domain-containing protein 2-like. NCBI's taxonomy places the organism in Eukaryota, Viridiplantae, Streptophyta, Magnoliopsida, Malpighiales, Salicaceae. The transcript is spliced from 3 exons. Gene Ontology annotation, molecular function: DNA binding. Gene Ontology annotation, biological process: regulation of DNA-templated transcription. Bases 151 to 1020 code for a protein of 289 amino acids. The record is from RefSeq and is a predicted model, not a curated record.
AAACACCCUCAUUUCUCUCAAGCCAUCCCCUCUCCUCCCUCCCUCCCUUAGCCAAGUCUUCAUCAUGAGGUCUCUUUAAUCUUAUUAGCAAACUACCCCAAGCUUCUGUCUUUCUUUUUAAACACCACUUGUCUUGUUUGAGCAAAAAAAAUGCAAGGAAAAACCAUCUAUAACCAGCUUCCUCCUGGUUUUAGGUUCCACCCUACCGAUGAGGAAUUGAUCGUGUACUACCUUCGUAACCAAGCCACUUCCAGGCCAUGCCCUGCAUCUAUUAUCCCAGAAGUUGAUAUUUACAAAUUUGAUCCCUGGCAAUUACCUGAGAAGGCAGAAUUUGGAGAAAAUGAGUGGUACUUCUUUACCCCUCGUGACCGCAAGUACCCAAAUGGAGUGAGGCCUAACAGAGCAACCGUGUCGGGGUAUUGGAAGGCCACGGGCACAGACAAGGCCAUCCACAGCGGAUCUAAAUAUGUUGGUGUCAAGAAAGCUCUUGUUUUUUACAAGGGCAGGCCACCAAAGGGUGCCAAGACAGAUUGGAUUAUGCAUGAGUAUCGCUUAAAUGAUCCAAGAAAACAAGCCAACAAGCAAAAUGGAUCCAUGAGAUUGGAUGACUGGGUCCUAUGUAGAAUUUACAAAAAGAGGCACACGAUAGGACAUUUAGAGGAGAAAACAGAAAAUACAGUAGAUGCCCAUUUGGACGUCACCCCAGCUAAUGAUGUUAGUGAACAACAAAUGAUGAAAUUUCCAAGAACAUGUUCUCUUUCUCAUCUGUUAGAAUUGGAGUACCUGGGUUCAAUUUCCCAACUCUUGAGUGGUGACACAUACAAUUCAAAUCUUGAUCUCCAAAACCUCAUGAGCAAUGCUGGAACUGACCACGUUGAAAAAAUCCAGCUAGGACAGAUGUCUCUCCAACACACAGAUCGUGGGAAGUUUCAGGGGAACCUGCAGGGCAGUACCUUAAACCAGCCACUAUUUAUGAACCAUUCCAGUGACUUGCAUGGUUUUGAGUCUUUUGACCAUUGAAUCAAGAAAAUUUGGGUUUAUCAUCAUAUUGAAGACAACACAGUGGUUAACAUCCAAUUAAAAAUGUACAAAUUGUUUGUUAGGACAUAUAUACAUUUAUCUUGCGCAGUUGUCAACUGUGAACCAGACACUUGCAGUUUCUUUAAUGUGGCACCUACUAGGCAUCUAAAAAAUAUAUAUUAUUUUCACACU